AUGGAACCAGACAACCAAACGGAAGUGAAUGCAUUCCUCCUGAGUGGGCUGCCAAACACAGCACAACUCCCCCUCCUAUUCUUCCUCAUCUUCUUGGUCAUCUACUUACUGACAGUGCUGGGGAACCUUCUUAUCCUGUUCACCAUCUUGUUUGAACCCCAGCUUCAUGGCCUGCCCAUGUAUUUCUUCCUCUGCAAUCUCUCCUUCCUGGACACUUGCCUCUCCUCUGUCACUGUGCCCAAAAUCUUGGCCGGUUUCAUAGUGUCGAGCUACAGAACCAUCUCCUUUGGAGGCUGCGUCAUCCAGCUCUAUGCUUUCCACUUCCUGGCGAGCACUGAGUGUUUCCUCUAUACUGUCAUGGCGUACGAUCGCUAUCUUGCCAUCUGCCGUCCCCUGAACUACGCCACACUAAUGAAUAGGAGGAUCUCCUCUGGCCUUGCAGCAAGUACGUGGUUCACUGGUUCCUUCCAUGCCGCAAUACAUACCAGCCUAACUUUCCGACUGUCCUACUGCGGUCCUAACCAAGUUGACUAUUUCUUUUGUGACAUACCCCCAGUGCUAAAGCUGGCCUGUGCUGACACAUCUGUGAACCAUACUGUCAUAUUGUCCAACAUUGGUGUGGUGGCCGUUGGAUGCUUUGUACUCAUAUGCAUCUCCUACGCCUACAUUGCAUCCGCCAUUUUGAAAAUCCAAACCAGGGAAGGGAGACAUCGGGCCAUCUCCACAUGCAGUGCUCACCUUACAGUGGUGCUACUAUACUAUGUCCCUCCAGUCUUUAUAUACAUGCGCCCAUCUUCAAGUGACAGCACCCAUGGGACGCUGGCCGUGUUCUACACCAUCAUCACUCCAAUGUUGAACCCAUUCAUCUACACACUGAGGAACAAGGAAGUGAAAAGAGCUUUGAGGAAACUGUUUGAUAGGCACAUUGUUUCUCAAGAUAGAUAG
This is a messenger RNA of Elgaria multicarinata webbii, 945 nucleotides long. Its product is annotated as olfactory receptor 10S1-like. The record is from RefSeq and is a predicted model, not a curated record. Gene Ontology annotation, cellular component: membrane. NCBI's taxonomy places the organism in Eukaryota, Metazoa, Chordata, Lepidosauria, Squamata, Anguidae. Gene Ontology annotation, molecular function: G protein-coupled receptor activity; olfactory receptor activity. The coding region runs from base 1 to 945 and encodes 314 amino acids. The transcript has a single exon. Gene Ontology annotation, biological process: G protein-coupled receptor signaling pathway.